Gastrolobium bilobum is the source of this 3262-nucleotide messenger RNA. RefSeq names its product receptor-like protein kinase 7. NCBI's taxonomy places the organism in Eukaryota, Viridiplantae, Streptophyta, Magnoliopsida, Fabales, Fabaceae. Bases 1 to 2979 code for a protein of 992 amino acids. The transcript has 2 exons. Gene Ontology annotation, molecular function: receptor serine/threonine kinase binding; protein kinase activity; ATP binding. The record is from RefSeq and is a predicted model, not a curated record. Gene Ontology annotation, biological process: protein phosphorylation.
AUGUUCGCCGCCUUUGCUUCCCCGCGAGUCCUUUAUCCACUUUUUCUUCUUCUUCUCCUCUCAUUCUUCUCACUACUCAACAGUGUCAAAUCUGACGAGCGUCAAAUUCUACUGAAACUGAAAUCCUCACUUGAGAAUUCAAAUUCAAAUUCAAAUUCAAAAGUGUUUGACUCAUGGAAUGCAACCAAUUCCAUAUGCAGUUUCAAGGGUAUCACUUGCAACUCCAACGGUUCCGUCACCGAAAUCAACCUUUCCAAUCAAAUGCUAUCGGGGGUUCUCCCUCUGGACUCGCUCUGCAACCUUCAAUCACUGGAGAAGCUCGUGUUCGGUUUCAACUCUUUGUAUGGAGGAGUUGCAGAGGAGCUUAGAAACUGUGUCAAGUUGCAAUACUUGGACUUGGGAAACAACGUUUUCUCGGGACAAUUCCCUGAUAUAUCUCCUCUUAACCAAUUACAGUACCUGUUUUUGAACAAGAGUGGAAUCUCAGGAACUUUUCCUUGGCAAUCCCUUCUGAACAUGACGGGUAUGUUGCAGUUGAGUGUUGGAGAUAACGCUUUCGACCUCACUCCUUUUCCCACGGAGGUGUUGAGCCUCAAGAACCUUAACUGGCUCUACCUGACGAAUUGCACCAUUGGAGGGAAAAUACCGGUUGGGAUUGGUAACCUCACGGAGCUUACCGAAUUGGAAUUUUCCAACAAUUUCAUUUCCGGUGAGUUUCCCGCGGAGAUUGGGAACCUUGGGAAACUGUGGCAGCUUGAAUUCUACGACAACUCCUUCAAGGGGAAGAUUCCGAUUGGGUUGAGAAACCUCACUGGGCUUAGGUAUUUUGAUGGUUCCACUAAUCAAAUCGAAGGGGAUCUCUCUGAAUUGAGGUUCUUGACAAAUCUGGUUUCUCUUCAACUUUUUGAGAACAAUUUGACAGGGGUGAUUCCACCCGAGUUUGGCGAGUUCAAAGACCUGGUGAACCUGUCUCUGUACAGGAACAAAUUGACGGGUCCUAUUCCUCAGAAGAUUGGUUCUUGGGCAGAGUUCGAUUUCAUCGACGUGUCGGAGAAUUUGUUAACCGGUCCUAUUCCGCCGUAUAUGUGCAACAAGGGGAAGAUGAAAGAGCUGCUGGUUCUUCAGAACAACCUCACCGGCGAGAUUCCGGCGAAUUAUGGAAACUGUUUGACUUUAAAACGAUUCAGAGUGAGCAAAAACUCGCUCUCGGGAACCGUCCCUUCUGGGAUAUGGGGAUUGCCCGAAGCUGAAAUAAUCGAUAUUGAAGAGAAUGAGUUAGAAGGUUCGGUUACUUCAGAUAUCCAAAACGCGAAGACGCUUGCUAGUAUAAUCGCCAGAAGGAACCGGUUAUCCGGGGAAAUACCAGAAGAAAUCUCAAAAGCGACGUCGUUGGUGAGCAUCGACCUGAGCGAGAAUCAAAUUACGGGGAACAUUCCAGAAGGAAUUGGCGAGCUUAAACAACUCGGUAACCUUCAUUUACAGAGCAACAAGCUAUCUGGGUCCAUACCUGACUCUUUAGGUUCGUGUAACUCCCUCAAUGACGUGGACCUGUCAUGGAAUUCGCUCACCCAAGAUAUCCCUUCAUCGUUGGGUUCCUUACCUGCUCUGAAUUCUCUUAACCUGUCACGCAAUGAACUCACCGGUGAAAUCCCGGGGAGUUUAGCGUUGCUCAGGCUCAGCCUCUUUGAUCUAUCGCAUAACCAAUUGAAAGGUCCAAUACCACAAGCUCUAACCCUUCAAGCUUAUAACGGUAGCCUCACCGGAAACCCUGGUCUCUGCAGUCUCGACGGAAUUAGCUCCUUCCCUCGUUGCUCUGAUUCCGAUGGCUUGUCCAAGGACGUUCGCACACUCAUCAUUUGCUUCGCAAUAGCUUCGAUCUUGUUACUCUCGUGUUUGGGGCUUUACUUGCAGUUGAAGAAGAAGAAGGAGGAGGAGAAAUAUGGAGGAGGAGGAGAACGUUCUCUGAAGGAAGAAUCUUGGGAUGUUAAAUCCUUCCACGUGCUAAGUUUCACGGAGGAUGAGAUUCUGGAUUCCGUUAAGCAGGAGAAUCUCAUAGGGAAAGGAGGUUCUGGGAAUGUUUAUAGAGUCACUCUCUCAAGUGGGAAAGAACUCGCCGUUAAACAUAUCUGGAAUACCGAUUUCGCCGCCCGGAAAAAGUCUUGGAGCAGCACUCCGAUGCUCGGAAAGCGCGGCGGGAAGUCGCAGGAAUUCGAUGCGGAGGUUCAGACCUUGAGCUCGAUCAGGCACGUGAAUGUGGUGAAGCUUUAUUGCAGCAUCACGAGUGAGGAUUCGAGCUUGUUGGUGUAUGAAUAUUUGCCAAAUGGAAGCUUAUGGGAUCGGCUUCACACGAGUGGGAAGAUGGAGCUUGAUUGGGAAACGAGGUAUGAAAUUGCGGUUGGUUCAGCCAAAGGUUUGGAGUAUCUGCAUCAUGGGUGUGAGAGGCCUGUGAUUCACAGGGAUGUUAAGUCGAGUAACAUUUUGUUAGAUGAGUUCUUGAAGCCUAGGAUUGCUGAUUUUGGACUAGCUAAGAUUGUUCAAGCCAAUGUUGUCAAGGAUUCUACUCAUGUUAUUGCUGGAACCCACGGUUAUAUUGCUCCGGAAUAUGGGUACACUUACAAAGUGAAUGAGAAAAGUGAUGUGUACAGCUUUGGAGUGGUGUUAAUGGAGCUGGUAACUGGUAAAAGGCCAAUUGAAGCAGAAUUUGGAGAAAACAAGGACAUAGUAAGCUGGGUGCAUAGCAAGACACAAAGCAGAGAGAGGUUUACGAGUGCAGUGGACACGAGAAUCCCAGAGAUGUAUAAAGAGGAAGCUUGCAAGGUGUUGAAAACAGCAGUUCUCUGCACGGCAACUCUUCCAGCUUCAAGGCCCACAAUGAGAGCCGUGGUUCAAAUGCUUGAGGAUGCUGAGCCUUGUAAAUUGGUUGGAAUUGUCAUCACCAAAGACGGAAGUGGAAAGAAAAUAGGAGUGAAAGACAAAUAAAGAUCUUCCACUGACUGAAGAUUUUUGGAUCAUCAAUGGGAACCACCUCCACUAGUUAACUAUAGAACGUAAAUUUUACUGGAUGGAGGAAGCACUGUAAAAUAUCAGUCUCAGCUUAAUUAAUCUGUAUUUUGAAGUGGAAGACUAGCAUGGGAAAAGGGUAUCUAUCCACCUAAUAUAAUCCCAAUAAAAAGGAUGCAAAAUCCUUUUCCUUACGAAUGCAGUGAAAAAAAUAAUCCAAAUGUAGAAUUGGUUUUUCCUGAUUCCAAUCUAUCAUAUUGUA